AACUCUAUGGACGAGAAAAAACAAAAGAAAGUAGUUCAGCAUGGUCACAAACGGAAAUUAAUGGAGAACGAAAAAGAUAAACAAAAAGCAGAAUACGAAAGUUCAAGGAACGAAUUAAAGAGUCUUUUGUCACAAUAUGGCACAAAAGCAAAAGUCGCCGAUGAUCUUGAAAAGGACACGACAAAACUUCGUGGGAGCAUCGAAAACUUAUUAGCAAGAGUACAAUCGAAUAAAUUCAACAAGGAUAAG
Messenger RNA from Dentiscutata heterogama, 249 nucleotides. The record is from the annotation of a GenBank genome assembly. NCBI's taxonomy places the organism in Eukaryota, Fungi, Glomeromycota, Glomeromycetes, Diversisporales, Gigasporaceae.